CCGUCCGGAUUUCUCAUUCCUUUCCUUUUGUUUUUUUUUUGAAGUUUUUUUCCAUUAAUACAUUCAUAAAGAACUGGCAGAAUAGAAUGGACGCCUAUCUCACACAAUUUUCUGAAAUAUUCUCUACUCUUCCCGCCGGCUAUCUUCCCCGCUGGCUUUUGUUCACUUCAAGCUUAGGCAUCUUCAAUUCCAUUCAAAACUUCUGUACCAGUUCUCUAACAAAGCGCGUCUAUGCUAAUAAGCCUGAAGAAGUGACUCCAUUAAGUGGCCGUCUUUUUGCUACCUGGACUUGGUCUGUGAGUAUGAUUCGUAUUUACGCUGCUUUCCACCUUCAACAUAAAUUCAUGUAUGAUCUUGGUAUUUGGACAUAUGUCAUUGCUUUGUCUCACUAUGUCGCUGAGUUGCUUGUUUUCCGUGGAUGUAAAUUGAAUGGACCUUUCAUGUCACCUAUGGUAGUUGCAGUUACUUCUCUCGUUUGGCUUUAUAUGGCUAAAGAUCAAUACGUCAAAUAUCCUUAGAUUUUUUUUAGACUUAAUCUCAUCCACCGUUUUCUCACUUAUGUCUCAUUUACUAAGCAUUGAAAAUUAUUGUAAAAGACGAUAAACUGGAAGAUCAAAAAAGAAGCUAUUUCAUUUCGAAUUUGAAAACAAUCUACAACAUGAAGUGAGAUAAAAAGAUGAAAAAGAGGGCAGCCAUGUUGAUAGAUACUUUUGCCUCAUUUAAAUCAGCUUAUAUAGAGGGGAUAUAGUGGCAAGCAAUCCAUUCUGGAGUUUUUAAGGAAAUGUAAAACCUUGUAGUUGAUCUCUAAUGAUACAACUAUUGUAAAAGAUCUGUAGAAUAAGGAUUGCUCGUAUUCUGCGACGUCACUAGCAUAGAGUUACCAGCUGCUGCAUUAUAACUCCAAUCGUUAAAAGGCGUAUUCAAUGUUUCUUGUGGCAUCUGUUGUUGCUGUUGCUGUUGCUGUUGCUGGAACUGUAAUAGGUGUUGCUGCUGUUCUUGCUGUUGAGCUUCU
Messenger RNA from Mycotypha africana, 1012 nucleotides. Its product is annotated as Erg28 like protein-domain-containing protein. The record is from RefSeq and is a predicted model, not a curated record. Gene Ontology annotation, cellular component: endoplasmic reticulum; membrane. The coding region runs from base 87 to 518 and encodes 143 amino acids. Gene Ontology annotation, molecular function: protein-macromolecule adaptor activity. NCBI's taxonomy places the organism in Eukaryota, Fungi, Mucoromycota, Mucoromycetes, Mucorales, Mycotyphaceae. The transcript is spliced from 4 exons.